AUGCCCCCACGACGCGGUGCGCAGCAGAGCGCAGACACAAUCCGGAUACUGGUCGCCACAGAUAGCCAUGUCGGAUAUAACGAACGCGAUGCAGAGCGAAAGGACGACAGUUGGAGGACAUUCCACGAAGUCAUGUGCCUAGCGAAAGAGCACGAUGUGGACAUGGUACUGCAUGCGGGAGACCUUUUUCACGAGAACAAGCCGUCGAGGAAGUCCAUGUACCAUGUCAUGAAAUCACUGCGUCAGAACUGUCUCGGCGAGAAGCCAUGCGAACUGGAGAUGCUGAGCGAUGCGAGCGAGAACUUUGGAGGCAUGUUCGACCACGUCAACUACGAGGAUGAAGAUAUAAACAUUGCUAUACCCGUGUUUGCCAUUCAUGGUAAUCACGACGACCCGUCAGGCGAAGGCUCGUUCUCUCCUCUCGAUCUGUUGCAGGCGUCUGGCUUCGUCAACUAUUUUGGUCGCACACCGGAAGUCGAUAAGAUCGCAGUGAAGCCUGUGCUACUUCAAAAGGGCGGCACCAAACUCGCUCUCUAUGGUCUCAGCAACGUUCGUGAUGAGCGCUUGUUCCACACCUGGCGGGACGGUAAUGUCAAGUUCUUCCAACCUGGUAUGCAAAAGGACGAGUGGUUCAACCUCAUGAGCGUGCACCAAAAUCAUCAUGCACAUACGCCGACCAGCUAUCUUCCCGAGAACUUUCUACCAGAGUUUAUGGAUCUUGUUGUAUGGGGCCACGAGCACGAAUGUUUGAUUGACCCGCGAUACAACCCUGAGAUGGGCUUCCAUGUCAUGCAGCCCGGCUCCUCAGUGGCUACGUCAUUGAUGCCUGGAGAGGCGGUUCCCAAGCACGUUUGCAUUUUGAGCGUCACUGGCAAGGAGUUCACAACUGAGAACAUCCGCCUGAAAACGGUCAGACCCUUUAUCAUGAAAGAAAUUGUGCUUGCAGAAGAGAGGGAAAUUAAAGAAAAAGAGAUAUGGCGCGUCCGCGAUGUCAGCGAUAACCGUGCAAAGAUUACCCAAUACCUGAACCAGGUUAUCGAGGAGUUGAUCCAAGAAGCGAACAGGGAGUGGCUUGAACUUCAAGAAGACAGGGAAGAAGACGAUGACAUCGAACCGCCAAAACCGCUUGUCCGACUGCGUGUCGAGUACACAGCUCCAGGAGGGGGCGAAUUUCAUUGCGAGAAUCCGCAGCGUAUUUCGAAUCGCUUCAUGGGUAAGGUAGCCAACAUCAACGAUAUUGUACAGUUUCACCGGAAAAAGAAACCAGCGAACCGUGCAUUGAAGAGCACGGCUGAAGAGCCAGACGAGGACAUCCUGGCUGAGCUUUCGAUUGACUCAGUCAAGGUCGACAAGCUGGUUAAAGAAUUCCUCACAGCUCAAACCCUGACAAUCUUGCCGCAGAAUUCCUUUGGAGAUGCAGUGUCCCAGUUUGUGGACAAGGACGACAAGCAUGCCAUGGAAACCUUCGUCGGAGACAGCCUCAAAAAUCAGCUCAAGCACCUCAUGGCCGCCAACGAAAUCGAAGAAGAAGAGAUUACCAAGGAGAUGGCGGAAUAUCGCGAACAACUGGAGGAUCUGUUCGCUUCAGGACAGUUGAAGAAGACACGGAGGUCAAAGGUCAAACCUAAGCCAGCUGGAUGGGACAGUGACUUCGACGGGUCUUGGGCUGAUCAGCCUGCUGCCCUCGUCCGUUCUGACAAUGAAGGCGAGAAAGACGAUGACGAGAGCUUGGCUUCCAUAACCACGAAGAAAGCUGCUCCACGCGGUCGCGGCAAAGCAGCUGGCACAAGUCGUGCAACUGCCGCUGCUGCCAAAAAGGCCGCACCUAAGAAGGCUGCGCCAGUAGCCAGAGCUACAGGCGGCCGAGGCAAGAAAAAGGCUGUUGUCGAAGAAGAGGAAUCUGAUAACGACGAAGACGUGAUCAUGAUCGACGAUGACGACGAUGAAGAAGUUCCAGAAGAAGAUGAUGAAGAUAGCGCGGAAGACCUUUUCGUUGCCUCGCAGAAGAAACCUCCUGCAAGGAAGGCCGCUGCGAGGACGACAACCAAACCCCUGGCGAAGUCCAAGUCGCCGGCUAAGAAGACGACGACUACGAGGGCCAAGGCGGGACCUGCGGCUACGCAGACAAAGUUGAACUUCUCGCAGACGCUUACGCAGCGUAGUCAGCCCACGCGGGCUGCGCCGUCGAGGGGAAAGAAGGCUGUGCAGGAGCCGAGUGAUGAUGAGAUUGAGUCUGAUGACGCCUUUGAGUCGGCGCCGCCGCCUAGUGCUAGACCCACGAGGAGGAGGUAA
Messenger RNA from Alternaria postmessia, 2292 nucleotides. RefSeq names its product Double-strand break repair protein mus-23 (gene MUS23). Gene Ontology annotation, cellular component: nucleus; Mre11 complex. Gene Ontology annotation, molecular function: manganese ion binding; 3'-5'-DNA exonuclease activity; DNA endonuclease activity. The coding region runs from base 1 to 2292 and encodes 763 amino acids. NCBI's taxonomy places the organism in Eukaryota, Fungi, Ascomycota, Dothideomycetes, Pleosporales, Pleosporaceae. The transcript has 3 exons. The record is from RefSeq and is a predicted model, not a curated record. Gene Ontology annotation, biological process: double-strand break repair via homologous recombination; mitotic G2 DNA damage checkpoint signaling; double-strand break repair via nonhomologous end joining.